Messenger RNA from Dalotia coriaria, 1038 nucleotides. Its product is annotated as serine/threonine-protein phosphatase 6 regulatory ankyrin repeat subunit B-like. NCBI's taxonomy places the organism in Eukaryota, Metazoa, Arthropoda, Insecta, Coleoptera, Staphylinidae. The record is from RefSeq and is a predicted model, not a curated record. The transcript has 3 exons. Gene Ontology annotation, molecular function: protein binding. The coding region runs from base 1 to 921 and encodes 306 amino acids.
AUGUCGACGCCUCCACGUAAACAUCCGCAAUUAGUUCUACAAAAAGAAGAGGAUAUUAGUCCGGAUCGAUACCACAGCGCACAUCCUGACGCGGAUAAUGAAUUGAUCGAUCAGUAUUUUGUUGCCAUUGAGCGUUGCGAUCUGGAAAGAGUGCAGGAAUGCCUUCAAUCCGGCGUACCGAUCAAUACAUACGAUAUGUCCGGCAGGACAAUCUUCCACAUUGCCGCAGCCAAUGGCUCUCUGGCUCUUGUCAAAAUUGUGAUUGACUAUCCAGGCAUUGACUUGAACAUUCGCUCACUCGAUUUUAUGCUGACGCCAUUGCAUGAAGCUGUUUUAGCUGAACGGGAUGAGAUUGCUGAAAUAUAUAUUAAUGCUGGUGCUAAAAUUAAUAUCCCCAAUGGGCAUGGCUCAACUGCAAUUCACAUGUCGGUGAAGACCAAAUCAAUAAGCAUCAUUCUAUUAUUGAUAAAGCACAGAAUAAACCUAAAUGCAGUGGACAUUUUCUGUAACACCGCCCUUUCGAUUGCAGUCUUGGAUCUAAGGGACUUUGAAAUCAGCCAAACACUGAUAAAGCAUGGCGCGAGAGUAAACAAAAGUAGAUUCCAUGCAUUAUAUCUGUUCCAUGAGGCAAUUUUAAAUUGCACUGAGAGUGAUGAUAUUGUGUUGUUGAAACUGCUGGUGAGGCAUGGAGCAUUCGUAAACUAUGUUGAUGAAUCUGGCAGGAAUGCCCUGCACUAUGCAGCAAUUGGCGGAUUGCCAUCGCUUAUCCACUACCUGCUACAUGUUGGAGUAAAUAUCACGGUGCGGGACAAAACAAAUCGCACCCCACUUGAUGUGGCCAAACAAUUCCAACACCGCGACGCAAUUAGUGUGAUGAACUCAUUCAUUAGAUCUACGGAAGCUCAAACGAAUUCCCCUUGAAAUUUCUUUGCGCUUAAUUUAUUAUGUUCUAAAUAACUGUAAGGUGUCGAUUAGAUUAAUAAUUAUAAUUACCUUGUAGAUUACAGUAUUCAACAUUAAAUAACAUCCAUAUUUUUA